Striga asiatica is the source of this 1128-nucleotide messenger RNA. The record is from the annotation of a GenBank genome assembly. NCBI's taxonomy places the organism in Eukaryota, Viridiplantae, Streptophyta, Magnoliopsida, Lamiales, Orobanchaceae.
AUGCACCGUGGAGCAGCCGAUCAGGAAAACGGUGAGAGAGAGAGAAGAAAAAGAGGAGAGAUGGUGGCGGAAGAAGGCGAAACGCCGAGAAGCCCAGAGGCAAAACUUGGGAUGCAAGUUGAGGAUUUGUGGGAUGUGCAAGAGCCUCAGCUUAGCCCUACUGAGAAGCUCAACGCUUGCUUUGAGAGCAUCCCUGUUUCUGCUUUCCCACCUGCACCUUCAUCACAAGUCAUUGAGAUAAGAUCAGACACAAGCCUGGACGAGGCUGUCAAGUUACUGGCAAGGCACAAAGUCCUUAGUGCCCCUGUUGUUGAUGUAAAUGCACCUGAUGACGCCAGCUGGAUCGACCGAUACAUUGGCGUCGUUGAGUUUGCUGGCAUUGUUGUGUGGAUUCUGCAUCAGGUUGGGGAUAUAUCGGGAACUUUUCGCUGGGCCCCAUUUCUGGCUUUGCAGAAGGCCAACUCGUUUCUGACUAUGCUCCUAUUGCUGUCCAAAUACCGUAUGAAGAGUGUCCCUGUUGUUGAUUUGGGGGAAGCGAAGAUCGACAAUAUCAUCACUCAGAGUGCCGUUAUUCACAUGCUCGAAGAAUGUGCAGGUCUUCACUGGUUCGAGAGCUGGGGUUCCAAAAGGCUCUUUGAACUGGGACUUCCUCUCAUGAAAUCUCGCCACAUAAUAAAGGUCAAUGAGGAUGAGCCUGUUCUUCAGGCGUUCAAACUAAUGCGGCAAAAUGGAGUUGGAGGUGUGCCUGUGGUUGCAAAUGGUGGAAAUAAGGCAAUCGGCAAUAUAAGCAUCCGAGAUAUCCAAUUCCUUCUCAUGGCACCUGAGAUCUACAAGGAGUAUAGAUCAAUCACUGCCAAGAACUUCCUGGCGGCAGUGAGAAGGCAUCUUGAGGAGCAGCAGAAUGAGUCUCCAUUGGUGACAUGCAUGAAGGACGAUACCCUUAAACAAGUGAUUAUCAAGCUCGACUCAAUGAAGAUCCACCGCAUAUAUGUGGUUGACGAAUCCGGGAAUCUGGAAGGAGUUAUCACUCUAAGGGACAUAAUAUCAAAGCUCGUGCAUGAGCCGAGAGGUUAUUUUGGGGAUUUCUUUGAUGGUGUCCUGCCACUGCCUGCCAAUAGCAGGGUCUGA